This is a messenger RNA of Penicillium manginii, 2580 nucleotides long. Its product is annotated as putative GARP complex subunit Vps53. The transcript is spliced from 3 exons. Gene Ontology annotation, biological process: retrograde transport, endosome to Golgi. Lineage: Eukaryota; Fungi; Ascomycota; Eurotiomycetes; Eurotiales; Aspergillaceae. The record is from RefSeq and is a predicted model, not a curated record. The coding region runs from base 1 to 2580 and encodes 859 amino acids. Gene Ontology annotation, cellular component: GARP complex.
AUGCCUUCAAACGAGGAGUCCGCCCUCGACGCCUUGGAUGCAGUGAACUACGAUCCGGUCGACCAUCUAAACGCUAUCUUCUCACACCCCUCCACCCUCUCCUCCGUCUCCCAGAUCUCCGACGCUCUCCACACCUACGAAGAUGAAUUGGACUCCGACAUUGGUACCCUUGUGGAAGAACAGGUCACCUCUAAUGCCGAGAGUGUUGAACGCAUACAGACAGCCAAGGCUGAUCUGUCAGAGUUGUUUAAAAAGAUUGAUGAUGUCCGCGAACGCGCCAUCAAGACCGAACAAGCCAUUACCGACAUGACCGCCGAUAUCAAACAGUUGGACAAUGCGAAAAAGAACCUCACUCUGUCUAUGACAGCGCUGAAACGCCUUCAGAUGCUGACCACUGCUUAUGAUCAGCUUCAGGCGCUUAGCCGGACGCGACAGUAUCGGGAUUGCGCACAACUCCUCCAGGCGGUAAUCCAGCUGAUGGCUCAUUUCAAAUCGUAUCGAUCAAUCGACCAAAUUGCAAUUUUGAGUCGGAAUGUUGCGGAUAUCCAGCGAGAUCUCCUAGAGCAGGUCUGCGAAGAUUUUGAGAUGGCAUUUUCUAAGGGAGAAGUGAUGCAGCGCAAGAUCAUUCUUUCAGAGGCAUGCUUAGUUGUGGAUGCACUCGGCGAGCAUGCUCGUUCCCGACUUGUGACAUGGUACUGCAACACUCAGUUACGCGAAUAUCGCCAAGUCUUCCGGAAUAAUGAAGAGGCUGGCUCCCUCGAUAAUAUUUCUCGUCGAUACUCAUGGUUCCGGCGUAUUUUGAAGAUCUACGACGAGGAGAACGCUGCGAUCUUCCCAGCCCCCUGGCGUGUUAACGAAAUAUUGGCCAAUGUCUUCUGCGAGGGAACUCGAGAUGAUUACAAGGGCAUUCUCUCACGGUCCGUACGCAGUGGCCAAACGAUCGAUGUCAAUUUGUUACUUUCGUGCUUGCAAGAAACUCUUGACUUUGAGCAAUCUCUUGAGCGUCGCUUCACACCUCCGCGACCAUCUGCAGAUACAUUCGCGUCCACUGAAACUCCAGCAUUCAGCCAGUCGAUUUCCGAGGCAUUUGAGCCGUAUUUGAGUGUUUGGGUUGACGCGCAAGACAAGCAGCUGGCUGGACUACUGCCUAAAUAUCGUCAACAGCCCCUGAAAGCUCCAGAUGAGGAGUUCAAUUCCCACACCGUGGUCUCGUCGUCUACUGAACUAUUUACGUUCUAUCGGCACUCUCUACAACAAUGCGCAAAGCUUUCAACAGGUGGGAGUCUAGCAGAGCUCGCAAAGGUAUUCGCUAAAUACCUCGACCAAUAUGCUCAGCAGGUUCUUCUCAGUUAUAUCAGUGAACGUCCAUCGGGCCAUACACCGUCUAGAGUGCCAUCGAUAGAAGAGUUGGUUACAGUUCUUAAUACUGCCGAUUACUGCUAUUCUACGUGCACCCAGCUGGAAGAAAAGAUCAAAGGCCGACUAGAUGAAAGUCUGAAGGAAUCGGUCGACCUACAGAGCCAGGCCGAUUCAUUCAUGGGAAUUGCGUCUGCGGCUGUUCGAGGGCUUGUAAAGCAAGUGGAAAUUGAUCUGGAGCCGUCCUGGCGAGAAAUGCGCAACACGCCUUGGAGCAGGAUUGAGGCCGUCAGCGAUCAAAGUUCCUAUGUGGGAGAAAUGCUCUCACGGACAAAAGAAAGGGCAUCGCAUAUCCUCGAAAUGCUGCACAAACAGCAAUAUGCUCGAGCCUUCUCCGAUCAUCUUGUGGAAUUGAUGUCCAGUCUAUUCAUCAGCAAUGUCUUCCAAUGUAGACCUGUUUCUGAAACGGGGGCUGAGCAGAUGCUCCUUGACUCCUACACUCUCAAGAGUGGUCUCUCGUCUCUCCUUCCCGCCCCUGCGCCUGCAGGCUUCGUCAAGCGUGUGAACAGCAGCUUUUUCAAGAUUGAGACUCUCCUCAAAACCCUACAAGUCCGGCCUUCUCCACCAGAGGCCCUUGUCCAAGCAUACCUCAUUCACAUUGCGGACCGCAACAAUAACAACUUCCGUAAGAUCCUCGACCUCAAAGGUAUUCGCAGUCGCCAAGAACAAAAUCACCUAGUGGAGCUGUUCCAGCUCCAUCGUGCAUCAGACCGAUUUGCUUCCAGCCUCCAGCAGAACAACCCUAUCCUCGCAGGUUUGCAAGCUCCAGCGGCCACGACCACUGGCUCGGUUUCAACAGGUCUUGGCCUGAGCGGCACUCCGUCUAUGUCUAUGCCCUCUCGUUUUGACGCCACCAUGCUCGGCUCCGCCCUCAUAUCUGCAGCGAAAGACGGUGUCGAUCGAUUUGGAAAUCCCAGCCUGAGCACCCUGGGCACCACAGGCGCUGUCGGUGGUACCUCUUCUAAUUCCGGCAUGGGUGGUACAUCCGGAGCUUCGUCUCCUGCUCCGCCUCCCUUGAAUCAGCAGAGUGGUCAUGCUCAUACCCCAUCAGAGUCCACGGCUGCUGGAAAUCUCAACGAAAACCUCAAGAAUAUUGGCAAAUUCUUCCGCCGUGAUCUGGGAGGCUUUGGGGGCCGCUUCGGGCGUGGCGCCGAUGAUGUAUAG